Messenger RNA from Cyclocybe aegerita, 3279 nucleotides. Lineage: Eukaryota; Fungi; Basidiomycota; Agaricomycetes; Agaricales; Hemipholiotaceae. The record is from the annotation of a GenBank genome assembly.
AUGCCUCCUCCAAAUAAAGGCUCAUCUGGUAUGGGCUACGAGCGGAAGAAGAGGAAUCUCACAGCGAUUCCAUUAACAUCGCCAAUAGCCACAUCUAGCUCCUCAAAUUACCGAUUCACGAACAACCCCCACUCCGCUGGGCUCUAUGGACCCCCACGCAACCCCUCACCCCCUGCAUCUGCUUACUUCCCCCUCCUCUCAGCGGACACAAAUGCCAGGCUGCAGCCAACACCAGACGCCGAAUCCCACUUCGCCUACAGUACGACACUGAGACGACACCAGUCCGAAGGUGCCGCUGCACUCGCAUCACCGGCUGCGUUCGCCGCGACAGUCAACGCUGAGGCGACGAGCCUCUGGACACGAGCAGUCAAUGCUAUCACCGGCCGACAGACGAACGAGUACCAGGCCAUCGAGAAUGGGAGGGAGUCACCGUCACCAGCGCCCCGCGAGGAGCCCAAGGAUACGGCGUCUGGGAAGUUUGCCCAUAGCUCGGUAGAGGCUACAAUAAACUAUUUCCGCACGUCCGGGACAAAUGGGCUGCUGCUUUCCGAUAUCAACGUACUACGCGAGACUCACGGGUAUAACGAAUUUUCGGUUGCGUCGCCGGAACCCCUGCUUCUCAAGUUCGCGAAGACCAUUUACGAGUCCCCACUCAUCCUCCUCCUCUGCGGUAGCGCGACGGUCAGUGCGAUCAUGGGGAACGUGGAUGAUGCUGUGAGCAUCACGGUGGCGGUGCUAAUUGUCCUUACGGUGGGCUUUGUGCAAGAACGACGGUCGGAAAAGAGUCUGGAAGCGUUGAAUAAGCUGGUCCCUCAUCAUUGCCAUGUUGUUCGUGAAGGAGAAACGAUACAUGUUCUGGCCAACGAACUGGUACCUGGAGACCUUGUCAAGUUCCAAACAGGCGACCGCAUACCCGCUGAUGUUCGGCUGGUCACUGCUGUUGACUUGGAGGUAGACGAGAGCAGUUUGACUGGAGAGACGGAGGCUCGGAAGAAAGACCCAGAGAUCUGCCAAUACGAACACGGAGCAGCCAACGGUGAACCAGUCGCCCUCGCGGAACGGACGUGUAUCGUCUAUAUGGGCACCUUAGUGCGAAAUGGCAGAGGUACAGGUGUCGUCAUUGCAACUGGCGCUCAGACUGAGUUCGGUGUCAUCUUCUCGAUGAUGCAGGAUGUGGAGGAGCGUCGGACACCGCUUCAACUUAACAUGGACGAGCUGGCGAAGAAGCUAUCCUUCAUGUCGUUUGGUGUCAUCGGAGUCAUCUGCUUGAUCGGCGUUCUACAACAUCGCUCAUGGUUGGACAUGUUUACCAUUGGUGUCUCUCUUGCGGUCGCGGCUAUUCCAGAAGGUCUUCCGAUUGUUACCACUGUUACACUCGCACUUGGUGUAUUGCGGAUGGCUAAGAGGAAGGCAAUUGUGAAGAAGCUGCAUUCGGUUGAGUCGCUGGGGUCUGUAUCGGUGAUUUGCUCAGACAAGACGGGAACCUUAACGAAGAACGAGCAAACCGUUACGGAGGCCUACGCUGUCGACGAGAACAUCUGCCUCGACCCCAGUUCGACCAUCCCGUACACGGGCACGGUGUCUCCGGCCAUCAAGCGUGCUCUGGAUAUUGGUGCUUUGUGCAACAACGCCUCCCUGGUCCGCAACGAGGAUGGAGUAUACGUCGGCCAAUCUACUGAUGUUGCUCUGCUUAACGUCCUCCAACUCUUCGGUCUUCCUGAUCGACGCGAUACGUUCCGCCGCCUUGCCGAGGUCUCCUUCAGCUCAGACAAGAAGUACAUGGCCGUCUCUGGCGUCCACGAAAAUGGUCCCAGUUCGACUUCGCCACGGUUACAAGCGAACGGUGCUUCCAGGGAGAUGUACUACAUAAAAGGCUCGAUUGAGGCCGUCCUCGAGCGGUGCAAGUUCUACUACGUUAAUGAGGAGUCAACACCAGCACUCGACGUGAAUACACGGAACGUCAUCACCACACGAGCGAAUGCGGCUGCGGCUAAAGGCCUCCGAAUCUUGGCUAUGGCGUACGGAUAUGGUUCGGCGAAUUCUGCGAAUGCACAGACACCCCAGACGUCGAGGGCGCCUUCACCAGACGGACACGUGAAUGGCACUGGCGUCGGUGCAGGCGAGAAGACCAACCUUGUCUUCGUCGGCUUCCAAGCGAUGCUCGACCCACCACGUAAAGGCGUCGCCGACUCCAUCGGGCUGCUCCAAGCAGGCGGUGUGCGGGUCAUCAUGAUCACUGGCGACGCCGAGGCUACUGCUCUAUCGAUAGCGCAGAAGCUCGGUAUGCGCGUUGGGCGUGGUGGUGUUUUGUCGUCUCAUUGUCUAACGGGCAAGGCGAUCGAUUCGAUGACCAAGGUGCAGCUGAAGGAGCGAGUGGGGAACGUUAGUGUCUUCGCCCGGACGACGCCGAAGCAUAAGAUGGCGAUUGUGGAGGCGUUCCAGGCGAGGGGACGGGUAGUGGCUAUGACGGGUGAUGGAGUUAACGAUGCUCCGGCGCUCAAGAUGGCGGAUAUUGGUAUCUCAAUGGGGAAGAGCGGGACGGACGUGGCGAAGGAGGCUGCCGAUAUGAUAUUGGUGGACGAUAACUUUAGCACGAUCUUGCCCGCUGUUGAAGAGGGCAAAUCAAUAUUCCAUAACAUCCAGAACUUCCUUGCGUUCCAGCUGAGCACCGCCGCCGCUGCACUGACGCUCAUUACGCUUAGCACAAUGCUGGGCCUCUCCAACCCACUGAACGCGAUGCAGAUCUUGUUUAUUAAUAUUCUCAUGGAUGGCCCUCCAAGUCAAUCCCUCGGUGUCGACCCCGUAGACCCAGCCGUCAUGCGUAGGCCUCCACGCAAGAAGAAUGCACCGAUUAUCACCAAGCAUCUCCUCCUGCGCGUGCUGUUCUCGGCGUCGAUCAUCGUGUGCGGGACGCUGUUCAUUUAUGUGUUUGCGUUGCAGGAUAAGGAUAUGUCGAGGAGGGAACAAACCAUGACAUUCACCUGCUUCGUCAUCCUCGACCUGGUCUCGGCCGUACAGAACCGCGGGCUCGGAUGCGGUCUCUUCCAGAACAAGAUGCUGCUCACGACCGUCUCCAUCUCCUUCCUCUCGCAGCUCGGGCUCGUAUACGUGCCCUUCAUGCAGAAGAUAUUCCAGACGGCUGCUUUGAGCGGGCGGGAUUUGGGUGUGAUUCUGGGGCUGGCGGGCAUAAGCUUUUGCUUGCAUGAGGGGAGGAGGUGGUUUGAGAGGAGGAGGGACGCUGAGGAGACCUAUGCCACUGUUAUGGAGGAGCUGGCUUAG